CGCAGCGAGGACGAGAACACGUCGUCCUUGUUCCACUUCACGUCCAAGGUGCGCUCCAUGAAGCACGGCAUUGCCAGCAGAAAGCUGACCCCGCUCGAGAAGAAGUAUCUGCUGGCGGCCGAGCAUGGUGACAUACCCACCGUCACGAGGAUACUAAACCUGGCCAAGACGCGUGCCGACCUGCUCGAGCUGGACAUCAACUGCGCCGACUCGCUGGGUCGCACCGCGGUGCACAUGGCCAUCGAGAACGAAAACUUGCCGCUACUCGAGACGUUGCUCGCUGCCAGCGUCGAGGUUCAGGACAGCCUGCUGCACGCCAUCAACGCCGAGUACGUCGAGGCAGUCGAGCUGCUCCUCGACUACGAGGAGAACACCCACGUCGAAGGCGAGCGAUACAACUGGGAGAAAGUGAACUCGGCCACGUCCACAUUCAACCCGGAGAUCACGCCGCUCAUCCUGGCGGCGCACCGCAACAACUACGAGAUCCUCAAGCUGCUGCUCGACCGCGGCGCCACGCUGCCCAUGCCGCACGACGUGCGCUGCGGCUGCGACGAGUGCGGCCUGGCGGUGCGCCGCGACUGCCUGCGCCACUCGCGCUCGCGCAUCAACGCCUUCCGCGCCCUCUCCUCGCCUUCGCUCAUCUGCCUCUCCAGCGUGGACCCCAUCCUCACCGCGUUCGAGCUCAGCCUCGAGCUCAAGCGGCUCAGCUACGUCGAGAACGAGUUCAAGGUGGAAUACAAGAAGCUUCAGCGUCAAUGCCAGGACUUCGCUACGUCCCUCCUGGACCACAUCCGCACGUCAGCAGAACUUGCCUGCAUAAUGAACCAUCGAGCGAAGGCGAGAGAAGACGAAGAGGAGGACAACAUGUCCCUCGCAAGGCUCGAGCUCGCAAUCGAGCACCAGCAGAAAAAGUUCGUGGCGCACCCCAACGUGCAGCAACAGAUGAGCACACUGUGGUAUGAUGGCCUGCCCGGAUUCCGGAGAAAGAGCAUCUUCUCCCAGUGCCUGCAGAUUGUCAAGAUUGGUGUGGCUUUUCCCUUCUAUUCGGCCAUGUACAUAUUCUUUCCGCGCAGCCGGAUGGGCAGGGUCGUAAAGAAGCCAUUCGUCAAGUUCAUCUCGAACGCCUUCUCGUACCUCCUUUUCCUGCUUCUUCUUAUACUUGCAUCUCAAAGGGUGAACUUGGAAGACCUGCACUCUCAUUUCCAAGGCGGCGUAGUUACGAAACAAAAACAGCGAGGCCUGCCGCCUUCCUUCGUCGAAGUGGCCAUCCUGACCUUCGUUAUUGCUCACAUAUUGGAAGAGGCGACCGAGAUCUGGUCGAUAGGGAUGGCCCGCUACCUCAAGGACAGCUGGAAUAUGCUAGAUGCGAUACGGAAUACCAUGUACGUCGCUGCCACGUUGCUGCGCGUGGUGGCCUACAUUAAGGAGACACAAGAAAUAGGCGAGCAGCCACUGCUUGCCUUCCUUCCGAGGGAAGAAUGGGACCCGUUUGAUCCUAUGCUGAUCGCAGAUGGCCUGUUCGCUGCAGGAAACGUCUUCUCAGCCCUGCGCCUGGUGCAUCUGUUCUCCAUGAACCCCCACCUAGGCCCCCUGCAGAUCUCGCUGGGCCGGAUGGUGAUUGACAUCGUCCAGUUUUUCUUCAUCUACACCUUAGUGCUGUUCUCGUUCGCCUGCGGCCUCAACCAACUGCUCUGGUACUACGCAGACCUGGAGCAGACCAACUGCGACCCGAACAACAUCAGGGACUCCUCCUGUCUCACGUGGCGACGCUUCUCCAACCUGUUCGAAUCGUCGCAGUCCCUCUUCUGGGCCAGCUUCGGUCUGGUCGACCUCUCAAACUUCGAGCUUACGGGCAUCAAGAGCUAUACACGGUUCUGGGGCCUUCUCAUGUUCGGAUCGUACAGUGUCAUCAACAUUGUCGUCCUCCUGAACCUGCUCAUUGCCAUGAUGAGCAACUCCUACCAACGAAUAUCGGAACGCGCAGACACUGAAUGGAAGUUUGGCCGCGCCAAACUGAUUCUCAAGUACUUCCAGCCAGGUCAGACACUGCCACCCCCCUUCAACUUGUUGGAGUUCAUUCGCCAUAUCACCAAGCGAAUCGGCUGCAAGAUGCCCAAAAGGAAGGACAAGAUUUAUUUGGAAGAGAAUGGUCUGCCUACGAAGAAAGAAGACCUGACAUAUCAGGACGUGAUGAAGAGCCUCGUGUGGCGUUACGUCACCAGCGAACAGAGCAAGAAUGAGCAGGCGCCCGUUACGGAAGACGACGUGAACGAGCUCAAACAGCAGAUCACCUCGUUCCGGUACGACCUGCUCGACGUGCUCAAGGAUAACGGCAUGAAGAUCAACAAAGUGCAGCGCAAGCGAGGCGAAGGUAUGUGCUCCUUCAGCGGCAAAAAGGUUCGCGUGCGCGAGCGGCGGCUGCUCAAGGACUUCAGCAUCACGCUGAUGGACGCGUCCGACCCGGACCUGCUGUCGCACCACUCGAGCUGCGCCGACGUCAGCAGCAGGCACGAGGAAGAGACCGAGGCUCGGCCCAGCUACAGUCGGGUGCUGCAGCGCUGGAGGGACUUGGUCAAGGCGCUGCAGGUGUCGCCCAUUGGCACCAGCAAGAAUCUGGACGCACCUACUCGCACCUCGAUGCUCAGGGAGAAAUUGGAGCACCAGGUGAGCACCGAGAUUGAGCAGGACGACGACGCACCCUUGGCGACCGUGCACGAGGCUGGAGAGCCUGCUGUGAGAACGGAGCGUGUCAGCGAGACUCCGCUGCUGGACUCGAUGGUGCAAGGAGCUGCACCGGGAGAACAAGCCGCUCCGAAGAGCUGGUUGUAGUUGCGGGUCUAGCUUCGCCUGAAUGCUCUUAUGUAAUGCUCCUGCGUCAGAGGAGUCCGGCAGAAGAGGCGUUUCACGGCACGCGUUAAAAUCAAAGAAAUGCGCAACACCCAAGUUCGAUGCCGUUUCCGCUUUCAUCAACGCCUCUUCCAGUGACUCGGUACAUAAACACAGGACCAGUUGUUGAUCCAAAAGCGUAACAUGGCCCAAGUAAAGCCUCGCGUCAGUCGCCUGUAGCAGCUAAACGGCACCUAAGGUGCCAUUGCCAUGGGCUGCGACUCCACGGCACCAGCGCGCGUCGACGGAACGGGGCACAGCUGCUGCCCCGCGCCAGGUGUUGCGGGAGGGGAGAGGGCAUCGCCGUGACGUGACGUCACCCUCACUCUCGCAAGCCUGUGUUAUCCGCGCAAGCCUGUAUUCCUUGUCCGCGCAAGCUCUCGCCUCGGUCUAACUGCGUCUUGGUAAAGCAAAAUCAAAAGGCGCCAAGCCACUCAACGUGCUCGCUUCCCCGCGAGGAGCUCAUAAUCGCUCAGCGCCGUUCAAUUGGGCAUUAAUGCUCUAGCAUCUACAACUCAUAAGAAGUGCCGAGAUUUCCUCGGAUUUUCCGCAUAGCAAUUAUGUGGACGCCCCAAGCGAUUUUUUUUUUUUCCGCGACGACCCAAAAUCAACAAAUCGUUCCAGCCGGCCAUUUUUUGUUUUCCAACAAUUCAAGGAUCGGGACUGUACAAAACAAGGGCAUGCAAAACGUACCAUUCACGAACAGGCACACGCCAGCGAAACACCGUAUAAUAACCUUUUCAAUAACGUGACUCUUCUAGCUAAAAUAAACAUCAAAACUUCAGUAUAUCGAUAUGUACGCGCUUUUGGUUGAAAUACUCUCGGAAAUUGCGGCAUUUCAUAGUGUUGAAUUAGUUUCAGUGCCAUCUACAGCAACCGUUGCAUACUAUUUCGGGUUGCCAUAAAAAAAAUACAGAGCAAUGGGUCUGCAACAAUGUAUGCUGCAAGUAUUGCUUCUUCUUUAAAUGCAACAACUUCCAUUCGGCGAUUACCACUUAGGAAAUUGGGCGUCUGUACGUUGUACUGCGUCAAUAAAAGAUAUGGGACAUGCUAACAGAAAAUAUCUAGAUGCGGCACGUCAACCCUCGAGGCCAUGACUGCAAAAUCAGAACAGUGGUUCUCGGCCAGCUCGUUAGGCUAGUCUGUGGGC
Molecule: messenger RNA, 4036 nt
Organism: Dermacentor andersoni
Lineage: Eukaryota; Metazoa; Arthropoda; Arachnida; Ixodida; Ixodidae
Source: RefSeq, a predicted model, not a curated record